UACAGAACAGUCCUUUCCUCUGGCGGCAGCCAUCAGCGGUGAGCCGAGAUGGGCGCCUACAAGUACAUCCAGGAGCUGUGGAGGAAGAAGCAGUCGGACGUGAUGCGCUUCCUGCUACGGGUCCGCUGCUGGCAGUACCAGCAGCUCUCGGCGCUGCACCGGGCUCCCCGCCCCACCCGGCCCGACAAGGCGCGGAGGCUGGGCUACAAGGCCAAGCAAGGUUAUGUCAUAUACAGGAUUCGUGUCCGCCGCGGUGGCCGCAAACGCCCGGUUCCUAAGGGUGCCACUUACGGCAAGCCUGUCCACCACGGGGUGAACCAGCUCAAGUUUGCCCGAAGCCUGCAGUCCGUUGCUGAGGAGAGAGCUGGACGUCAUUGUGGGGCUUUGAGAGUCCUGAAUUCUUACUGGGUUGGUGAAGAUUCCACGUAUAAGUUUUUUGAGGUUAUCCUCAUUGAUCCAUUCCAUAAAGCUAUCAGAAGGAACCCUGACACCCAAUGGAUCACCAAACCAGUCCACAAGCACAGAGAGAUGCGUGGGCUGACAUCUGCUGGCCGCAAGAGCCGUGGCUUCGGAAAGGGCCACAAGUUCCACCACACUAUUGGUGGCUCUCGCCGUGCAGCCUGGAGAAGGCGCAAUACUCUGCAGCUCCACCGUUACCGCUAAUAUAUGAUGUUUGUAAAAAUUCAUACCCAAUAAACAAUUUAGGACCG
Mesocricetus auratus (golden hamster) is the source of this 710-nucleotide messenger RNA. Its product is annotated as 60S ribosomal protein L15. The record is from RefSeq and is a predicted model, not a curated record. Gene Ontology annotation, biological process: cytoplasmic translation. NCBI's taxonomy places the organism in Eukaryota, Metazoa, Chordata, Mammalia, Rodentia, Cricetidae. Gene Ontology annotation, cellular component: cytosolic large ribosomal subunit; ribosome. The transcript has a single exon. The coding region runs from base 49 to 663 and encodes 204 amino acids. Gene Ontology annotation, molecular function: structural constituent of ribosome; RNA binding.